This is a messenger RNA of Neocloeon triangulifer, 4027 nucleotides long. RefSeq lists its product as uncharacterized. Gene Ontology annotation, biological process: transmembrane transport. Gene Ontology annotation, cellular component: membrane. NCBI's taxonomy places the organism in Eukaryota, Metazoa, Arthropoda, Insecta, Ephemeroptera, Baetidae. Gene Ontology annotation, molecular function: transmembrane transporter activity. The record is from RefSeq and is a predicted model, not a curated record. The transcript has 20 exons. The coding region runs from base 246 to 3806 and encodes 1186 amino acids.
UCGCUUAACGUUGAUUAGAUCUUGUAUUUGAUAGCAACGCACAAGUAAACAAACAAGGCCAAGUUCAAGUGAGCCUAUGAAUUUAACAAUAAUUAAAAGGACAAUUUUUUUUAUUCUUCCUCAUUUUCUAUGAUCUAGUUUGAAAAUCAAUGAAAAUCAAUAUAGAGUAAUAAUUAAUUAGAUAAAUAUUAUAAUUUAAAAAAAAAAUCUAGUUUAUCAAGUGCAAAGAAAAGAAUUUGUAUGAUAUGGUGUUAAUUCAGAAGCAAAAGAUAAAAUUUUAUCAUCCAUACUUGCAUCAAUUAGCGUAUAAAUCUCAAGAUUGGUUGCUCCAAUUGAUUAGUUCAACCGACUUGCCGCCGAGUUUGCGAGCGAGCGAUCUAAUAGGGUUCAGUAGCAUUUACAGCCAGAGUUAUUCUGAUCUCGAAAUGGGAGUCAACGAAGAAUUUGACUCUAUACUUCUUGAGAUCGGAGCAUGCGGACUCUACCAGAUCAGACAAUACGUGCUCAUCGGUUUUGCGAUAGCGUUUAGUGCUGCGAGUGCAAUCGGAUUUGUUUUUACCGCAGCCAUAGUUCCUCACAGAUGCCUCGUCCAAGCAUGUGGAGAUGUGAGCGAAGCGUCAGCAUUUUUGCCGCCUUGGCUGAGCGACGCGGUCCCAUUCAAUUCAAACGGAAAUCCCGAGUCGUGUUUAAUAUACAAAAAUUUGACAGCAGAUACAUGUAGUUUUGAUUCUAAUAUUGAAGAAAGGUGCUCCUCGUGGGUAUUUGAUGGGCCUGAGAGAACCAUUCAAACUGAAUUCUCUUUGAUGUGCCAUGAAAACGAGUGGAAACUUGCUUUAGUGGGAACUUUGAACAGUCUGGGUGUUUUGAUUGGCCUUCCAAUUUCUGGAUUCAUUUCAGACAGAUAUGGACGUAAAACGGCACUGGUUAUUGCACUCACAUCAGCCAGUAUUUUCGGAUUGUUAAAAACACUUGCCACAAGUUACAUAAUGUUUAUUGUACUGGAAACGAUUGAGCCAAUCUUCGGCGGAAACAUUUAUGGAAUAAGCUUUAUCUUGGCUCUUGAAAUGGUAACGCCAAAAAGGAGAGUUUUGGGGAACAUGGUGAUUGUUUUUUCCUAUGCGCUUGGCAAUGCCUUAAUUGGAGCGAUUGCAUGGGGUCUCAGAGAGUGGCGUCUAAUUUUGUGGGUCACAAAUGGUCCGGCGCUGCUUUUCGUUGCUUAUAUUUGGCUGGUGCCAGAAUCGGUGCGAUGGCUCAUGUCAAGGGGCAGACUGGGUGACGCCAAGAAAGUGGUCCAGUUUGCGGCCAAGCUAAACAGAACAGAACUGAGCGAGGACCGGAUGAAAGAUUGGGAAAAUGGGCAGAUCGAUCGUGUGGAUAUUGAUGACAAGGACAAAGGCGAUUCUUUAUGGUCUUCCCUUCGGCAAGUCACUAAAAGCGGGACACUUCUCAUCAGACUUGCACUGUGCUCUUUUUGCUGGGCGUCAGUAACUUUGGUCUAUUACGGACUGUCUUUAAAUUCCGUAUCGCUGGCCGGGACGGACAACCAGUACCUGAACUUUAUUCUUACUAGCUUAAUCGAAGCACCGUCGUAUGUCAUCACUUGGCAGUGCAUGAAUCGGCUAGGUCGUCGCAAAACCUUGUGCAUCAUGUUCGUCGCUAGCGGCAUUGCCUGUUUUGUCAACCCAUUUGUACCUGACAGUGCGGGAGCGGCACGGCUGCCAUUGUAUCUGUUUGGCAAAUUUGCAAUUACUGGCGCCUUUGACACGGUCUACGUGUUCACCGCUGAGAUUUUCCCAACAAAACUCCGUAAUUCGCUGCUCGGCGCGUGCUCUAUGGUGGGCCGCAUCGGCUCCAUGCUGGCACCGCAAACACCACUCUUGUCGCAAUUCUCCAAGUUUUUACCGCUCGCACUCUUUGGCGUUGUGGCACUGAUAGCAGGGAUUCUGGGCCUUUUCCUACCAGAAACCAAAGGCCUUGCAUUGCCUGUUUCCGUCAAAGAGGCUGAAGAACUUUCGAGACGGAAAAAGAAUAAGAAAAAUGAAGACACAGACGCAACCACUGCCAUGAAUGACUGGCGUCGCAGAGAUUCUUCAGUUUACUUUAGCAUGGGCGUCAAUGAGGAUUUCGACCUGAUGCUCCAAGAGAUAGGAGCAUGCGGCUUUUACCAAAUUCGUCAAUACGUGCUCAUUGGUUUUGCCAUUGCCUUUAGUGCAGUGAGUUUGGUUGGAUUUGUGUUCACUGCCGGCGUUGUGCCUCAUAGAUGCUUAAUACCACAGUGUGGAGAUGAUGGAGAGACGUCGCUGUUUUCACCUCCGUGGCUGCAGGAGGCAGUUCCAUUUAAAUCAAACGGAGAACCCGAGUUUUGUUUGAUGUACAAAAAUUUAAAUUCAUCCAUGAACGCAUGUUUGUUUAAUCAGACCCUACAAGAGAGAUGCUCUUCAUGGGUCUUAGAUGGGCCAGAGCGAACCAUUCAAACAGAAUUUUCUUUGAUGUGCCCAGAAAACGAAUGGAAACUUGCUCUUGUGGGAACGUUACACGGAUUAGGAGCAAUGAUUGGACUGCCGAUAUGUGGCCUUAUCUCAGACAGAUAUGGACGAAAAACUGCACUUGUUGUUGUCCUUGUUUUGUCAAGCCUGCUAGGAUUACUUAAAACAGUGGCCUUUAAUUACGAACUGUUACUUGUUAUCGAAACAUUAGAAUCCAUCUUUGGAGGCAAUAUUUACGCAACUGGUUUUAUUUUAGGGUUGGAAAUGGUCACUCCGAACAAAAGAGUAAUGGGCUACAUGGUAAUUGUGUUAGCAUUUGGCUUAGGAAAUGCCUUUCUCGGACUGAUUGCAUGGGGCGUCAAGGACUGGAAGAUUAUUUUGUGGGUCACAAAUGGACCGGCUCUGCUCUUCAUCACCUACAUUUGGCUGCUGCCCGAAUCAGUGAGAUGGUUAAUGUCAAGGGGUAGGUUAGGGGAUGCAAAAAAGGUAAUCCAAAGCGCUGCCAAACUCAACAGGGCCCAACUAAGCAACGACCGAAUGAAAGAUUGGGAGAAUGGACAAAUUGAUCGAGUGGGCGCCGACGAGGAGGACAAGGGUGACUCGCUAUGGCCAUCAUUACGACAGGUUGCCACAAGUAGGAUUUUGGUAGCAAGGCUUGCAGUUUUUUCAUUUUGCUGGGUUGCCGCAGACUUGGUUUAUGACGGUUUGGCUCUGAACUCAGUCACUUUGGGUGGAACGGACAACAAAUACUUGAAUUUUAUUCUAACAAGUAUGGUCGACGCGCCGUCAUAUCUGAUCACCUGGCAGUGCAUGAAUCGACUAGGUCGUCGCAAAACCUUGUGCAUCAUGUUCUUCGCGAGCGCCAUUGCUUGCUUAGUCAACCCAUUUAUACCCGAUAAUGCUGAGGCGGCACGGCUAUCCUUUUAUCUCUUGGGGAAAUUUGCAAUCACCAGUGCGUAUGAUACAGUUUACGUGUUUACUGCUGAAGUAUUCCCUACAAAGCUCCGUAAUUCACUGCUCGGCACGUGCUCAAUGGUAGGUCGUAUUGGCUCCAUGCUGGCACCGCAAACACCACUCUUGACACAAUUCUCCAAGUUUUUGCCUCUCGCUCUUUUUGGCGUUGUGUCCCUGAUUGCGGGGACUCUGGCACUUUUCCUACCCGAGACGAAAGGCCGUCCGCUGCCUGUGUCAAUGAAAGAGGCCGAAGAGCUCUCAAAGAAGCACAAUAUGGCAAGCAGUGACCAAGAUGAUCGGUCCGAAAAUCUUGCAAUUAUAGGGGCGCAACCCGCCACAAAUGCUGCAGCGGAAACUGUCAGAUGAAAAUUUCAAAAUAAUUUAUAAAUAUUUCAACUUUAUAUUUACGAAUAGCUCCUGCGCUGCUGGCACAGUUCCAUUUUUUUGCAAAAUGUUAACUCAACAAUUUAAAUAGGCCAUUUCGCGCAGAUUCCUCAACAAUUCAUUCUCUCUGCAGUGCUAUUUGGGUCAAACGUCUGAGGGCAUUCCGAAAACAACCCUAUGCAAACUGCGCAAAAUGACAUGCA